Messenger RNA from Cajanus cajan (pigeon pea), 2073 nucleotides. It is a transcript of the gene MGT6, whose product is annotated as magnesium transporter 6. Gene Ontology annotation, biological process: magnesium ion transport. Lineage: Eukaryota; Viridiplantae; Streptophyta; Magnoliopsida; Fabales; Fabaceae. The record is from RefSeq and is a predicted model, not a curated record. Gene Ontology annotation, molecular function: magnesium ion transmembrane transporter activity.
AGUGUUGGCAGGAUAUAUCAUUUUCGUAUUCUGAUCGGAGGGAGAGAGGGUGUCGUGUAUGGAGGAUCAAAGCGGAGAAGCUGAAGGACAACAACAAUCCUCACUCUCCUAUUUUUCAAUUUCAAUUUAAUAAUAACAAUAAUUCUCUCCACCAAUUAUUAUUAUUAUUAUUAAUUAAUAAUCAUGGGUAAGGGCCCCUUCUCCUUCCGCCGCUCCGCCUCUCGCCGCCGCCCCAAGAAGGCCGCCGCCCCGCCCCCGCCCCCGUCUCCGCCGCAACCCGCCUACGCCGCCGGAAUCGCCGCCUCGCCCGACGACAACCCUAACAACCGCCUCGUCGCAGCCGCGGGCGCCACCGCUUUAACCAAGCCCAAGAAAAAAACCGGUGGGGCCCGGUUGUGGAUGCGGUUUGACCGGUCCGGCCGGUCGGAACUCGUCGAGUGGGAGAAAAACGCCAUCAUCCGCCACGCCGCGAUUCCCGCUAGAGACUUGAGAAUUCUGGGUCCCGUCUUCUCCCACUCCUCCAACAUCCUCGCUAGGGAGAAAGCAAUGGUGGUUAAUUUGGAGUUUAUAAAGGCCAUAGUGACUGCUGAAGAAGUACUAUUGCUUGAUCCUCUCAGGCAGGAGGUUCUUCCCUUUGUUGAGCAGCUCAGGCAGCAGCUUCCUGUUAAAAGUCAACCUAAACUUGCUGGGGCAUCCGAGGAGCGUGAAGGUGAAAUGCAGGCUUCCAAUGGCAGGCAGUGGUUGCCUGUGCCGGAGCUGGCCGAAGGCUUGCAGUCUGAGCUUCCAUUUGAGUUUCAAGUUCUCGAGAUCGCCUUGGAGGCUGUGUGUACUUAUCUAGACUCGAGUGUGGCAGACCUUGAGAGAGGAGCUUACCCCGUGUUGGAUGAAUUGGCUAGGAACGUUAGCACCAAGAAUCUUGAACAUGUGAGGAGUUUGAAGAGCAAUCUCACGCGGUUGCUCGCACGGGUGCAAAAGGUGCGAGAUGAAAUUGAACAUCUAUUAGAUGACAAUGAAGAUAUGGCACAACUAUAUUUGACAAGGAAGUGGUUGCAGAAUCAACAAUUCGAGGCUCAUAUGGGUGCCACAACCUCAAAUAACCUUCUUAGUAUCUCACAUUCUGUUCGUCGACUUGGUUCCACCAGAAGUGAAAGUCUUGCGACCAGCCAUUAUGGGGAAGAUAAUGAUGUGGAGGACUUGGAGAUGUUGCUUGAUGCAUAUUUCAUGCAGUUAGAUGGAACCCGUAACAAGAUAUUAUCUGUUAGGGAGUAUAUUGACGACACUGAAGACUAUGUCAACAUCCAACUUGAUAACCACCGAAAUGAACUUAUUCAGCUGCAGUUGACGUUGACUAUUGCAUCAUUUGCUAUUGCUAUUGAAACUUUGAUUGCUAGUGCAUUUGGUAUGAACAUUCCUUGUAAAUUAUAUUAUAUAAAUGGAAUAUUUUGGCCCAUAGUUUGGGUCACGUCCGGGAUUUGUGUAUUGCUUUUCUUGCUUAUUUUAGCGUAUGCAAGAUGGAAAAAGUUGCUGGGAUCAUAAGUAUACUUCAUCAUACGGUGUUGUGACAAUUGCAACUUUCAAUCUCUGCUGCGAAUGAUCUGAAGAACAGACAGAAACUGGUCACUGGAGAAGUGGCUUAUGAACUAUGAAGGGUGUAUCUCAAUUUCUUGCAAUAUACUUUAUAGUUGAUGUAUAGGAUGUUCCAACACUGCUUUUAGCAUCAUGUGCUUUAUAGCUGAUACUAUUCACACCAUUUUUCAUUUGCCAACUUUAUGGUGUAGUGGGCGUGCAUGUGUUGUUGCCUUUUUUUUAGUCCAUGUGUGAUAUGUUUGGCUUGAUAACUUUAUUUGUGCAUGACAAUUGCAUGAGGAAAAUGAAUAGCCAACAACUCCGUACAAGAGGAUUCACUUUGUAAGGAGACAAAUGGACAAGUAUCAAAAAAUUGGGACCUUCUCAAUUCUCACAAGAAAAUGUUUGUAGAGUCGUUGUAUCUGUAUAUGUCCCAAUACCUGUAUUACUCAGCAUUAUUUAUUUAUUCUUAGAUUUUUUGUACCAAUACAAGACAUUACAGUAGUA